Messenger RNA from Penicillium longicatenatum, 939 nucleotides. RefSeq lists its product as uncharacterized. The record is from RefSeq and is a predicted model, not a curated record. Lineage: Eukaryota; Fungi; Ascomycota; Eurotiomycetes; Eurotiales; Aspergillaceae. Gene Ontology annotation, biological process: regulation of transcription by RNA polymerase II. The transcript is spliced from 4 exons. Gene Ontology annotation, molecular function: RNA polymerase II cis-regulatory region sequence-specific DNA binding; DNA-binding transcription factor activity, RNA polymerase II-specific. Bases 1 to 939 code for a protein of 312 amino acids. Gene Ontology annotation, cellular component: chromatin.
AUGUCCCAGUUUCCUCUGCCAUUUGUGGCUACUAUGCCCCCAUACACUGACUCGCAAUACAUUCGAACGAUCCCGCCCAUGAUGGAAAACAAUCCAUCCCCAGAGUUCCGUUCGACUAGUCCUCAUGGCCCGGUCCCUCCGUCCCCUUCCUCCUCUACAGCCGAGUUCAAAGUGAGCAAGGCCAAGAAGGGGAAGCGGGUACAUGCUUGCGAAUUUGCUGGUUGUGCUAAGGUUUUUACACGAGCCGAGCACCGGCGACGCCAUGAACUGAGCCAUCGUUCCAAGAAGACGUAUACGUGCAGCUAUGAAGGCUGCGCGAAGGCAUUCCACCGUGCCGAUUAUUUGGUCCAACACAUGGCCCGACAAGUCUUGCCUGCUCCUUGCGAGGCUGACCUUGAAUCAUCUCCAAGUGACCCUGAGGUGCCGGUAAAAUCACCUUUAAUGAGAAGCAACUCGACUUCGUCUGCUGUCAGCACGCAACAGUCGCAACUCUAUUCCAAGUCGCCGCUUCUGACUGGAUACCAAUCCCCAGCUGCUAGCGUGAAUUCAGGAACACCUCAUGCUGGAGACCAAUCUUUGAUGAUGUGCUCAAAUUGUCUGAACUGUCAUAAUCGGGUGCAGGGCUCUGCCGCCUCGGGGACCCAACUCUUCAAUUACUCACAGAGCUCAAACAUGAGUCUUUUCGGCUCCCAAGCUUCAUCUUCAUCACCACCUGGACUAGAUGCUAUUGAUCAGUAUCUGCGGAGCAUUCUCCGCCCAGAGGCCUUUCUACCGGCUGUCCAAACAUCGGGGCAGAUGAACUCUUCUUUCUGGAACAACAUCGACCCCAAUCUCCCUGCAAUGAAUACUUCGGGGCAGAAAGCGUACCUCACAUUCAAACAUCGCACCAAGUACCGCACAAUCGAGCGAGCCAGGAGCGCAACUGAUGAGCGCCGCUGA